Molecule: messenger RNA, 1401 nt
Organism: Triticum urartu
Lineage: Eukaryota; Viridiplantae; Streptophyta; Magnoliopsida; Poales; Poaceae
Source: RefSeq, a predicted model, not a curated record
AUGAACACGAGCAAGACCAAACAACCUGGCCAAUUCAUGAGGGCCAUGUUCAGUAAGGCAGGCAGUUGCAGCCUAAGCUCUGGAUUGAGAAACGGAAGAGACAGGCCAGUUAUCCAUUUCAUUUGCUCGUAUUCUGAGUUUGAUCUGGUGAAGAGGUCUUGGGCUCUUGGCUGCAACAGGGAGGAGGCACCGGUCAAACAAGUUCCUGUUUCCAGAAUGUUAAUUGUACUAGAGUUUUUGAUCGUGCAAAACCCUAGCAAACUGUGUGUCGCCUCUGGGUCCGCCCAGCCUGCUGUUUCUGGGCUCCAUGGUUGGGCAGACCUCCCGGAUGGCCUGCUCGAAUCCAUUAUUGCUCUGUCAGGAUCCUUCCGUGACCUUCUUGCCUUCGCUGCGACCUGCCACUCUUGGCCUGCUGCAUUCUCCUCAUACCCAUCCAAAUCUUCUUUCUGCGCCAAAUUCCCACCUCUCCUUAUCCAAUUCAAUGCCUGUGUUCAAGCUCCUGAUCUCCCUUCUAGCAAUGGUCUUCAUGAGCUACACACAUUUAAGGUCAUUGAUCCGACCAAUAAGAAUGUCGCCCUUCGCUGCCAGAUUCCUCGAGACAUUUACCAUGAGAUGGAUUUCGUUGGCAAUUCCUAUGGUCAACUAAUUUUCCGCCAUGGUGAAUAUUGUCUUCUUGUUGAUGUGUUCAAUGGUGCUGAGGUUUCAGCUCCACCUCUCCCAUUCAAUCGCGAUUUCAGGGGGCUCAACUGCAGCGGCACUCUUACAGCUCCACUUGCAUCACCCAAUUCACACCUCCUUGUCAGCACCGUAAACACCCUGUUUGAUUGGCCAGUUGGAAGUGAAUCUUGGUCUGAACUGCAGCUUCAUAAUACAUGUAUAGUACAGAUUGUGGAAUUGAAAGGUCAGUUCAUCGCCAUGGAUGAUUGUUGUAAGAUCUAUGCUUCAUUGUUUGCAACAAUCUACACUUUGCAGCUGUCCCCCGAGCUCGGUCUGCAAAAGAUGACAUGUGUGGAUUUGCCAAUCACAUUUGUGGAUUCAUGGCUAGUGGUCUGUGGUGACAUGCUUCUCAUGAUCACGAAGCAUCCAUCCUUUCCAAAAGUAAAAUAUAUACCCUACCAACUUGACCUGUCAACCAACCCUGCAAAAUGGGUUGAAGUAAAGCGGCUAAAUGAUUGGGCACUCUUUGUUGGAUGUGCUGUGAGGAGCCGGCCAUUUUCUUGCAUGAGCCUAGAAAGAUGGGGAGGGAGGAGCAAGUCGUUGUACUUCGCAGGCCAUCACUCUUUUGUUUUACAUGGAUUGGGUAUCGAGGGAGAUGUAAAGUUAGAGCACAAAAGAAACUGGUUACGCAAGCUGCAGCCCCUCUGGGUGUACCCAAGGAUGUUCUACUCAGACAGCCAGUGA